AUGUCGGCCGCUUCUGCCCAUCCCGACGACGACGGCCAUGCCACGGCCUUGCCCUCGCCCUCGCUCUCGCCCUCGCCCUCACCUCCCCCUGACCACGCGCCCCACGACGGCGACGGCCUGACGCCUGAUAGCCGCGCCUCGUCGGACCUCUUCGCCAGCGACCCGUUCCUUGGCAACGACAACGACAACGACAACGACAACGACAACGCCAACGCCAACGCCAACGCCAACGACGACGCCUCGACGGCCGCUGCCCGCCUCGACGACUUCUACCGUGCGCCGCCGCUGCCCUACACCACCGGCUUCUUCGACCAGAUCCUCAACCCAGCCGGCCUCGACCACGCCAGGUACUCGCCCUUUGACUGGCGACCUUUGCGUCCUCUGGAGCCCGACAUGCCACCCGCCACCCGCGCACACGCCCAGCCUCCGCCGGCUUCCCCGCGGCCCGACCGCCUGGCCAAUGGCUACGUCGACUUGACCAGCGCCCCCGACUCCCCGCCGCGCACGAGAAAGAGGCAGUCGCCCACGCCAGGCCCGUCGGCCAAGCGCCAGAAGAGAGACGACGGAGCAGCCAACGAGGCCAGCCCGCACGACCCCGCGCCUGCAGAGGUGCACGAGGUCGACUUGACGGAAAAGUCGCCGGUUCAGCAAGUCGUGGAGAAGCAGCGCGAAGAUGCGGCCAAGGCGCAAACCAAGCCCGACGAGACAGCCACGACAUUCAAUUCCUUCAACUGCGUCAUCUGCAUGGACAACCCCACCGAUCUCACAGCUACGGCAUGUGGCCAUUUGUUCUGCCAUACCUGCCUCAUGGAGGCUCUCAUCGCCGGCGAAAAUCGCACAGGUCCCCACGAAACCAAACGCUCGCAAUGCCCUGUAUGCAGAAAGACCAUCAGCCGGAACAAGGCGAGCGAUGUCAUACCAUUGCUGCUUAAAAAAGGUCUAUCCACACAACCCAGGAAGAAGAAGGCGGUUGCGCCGGCUGUAGCCACCGUACCCAAGGUAUCGUGA
Exserohilum turcica Et28A is the source of this 1008-nucleotide messenger RNA. RefSeq lists its product as uncharacterized. Bases 1 to 1008 code for a protein of 335 amino acids. The record is from RefSeq and is a predicted model, not a curated record. The transcript is spliced from 2 exons. Lineage: Eukaryota; Fungi; Ascomycota; Dothideomycetes; Pleosporales; Pleosporaceae.